AGGUAGAGAGCGUGAUUGCAGUCCCGGGGGAGGGAGUCAGAGCUAGAACACCAAUUACAAACCACAGGCUUCCUGCUCUAGGGAGUUGAUCCAGAAUUGUCUUUCUGGAAGGGAAGCACUCGAAUCCUUCGGAACUUUCCAAGUCCAUCCAUGAUUCAGAGAUUAUUGCCUUCUCCCUCUGGGUUUUCUGUGUUUCUGGUAGUGAAUUGUUGCUGAUGUAUUUGCUACUUUGCUUCUUUUCUCUUUCAAGAUUUGAUCAUUUUAUAUGCUGUUCGGAGAGAAAAAGAACCUUUGUUAGAAAGGAGAUUUCAGAAAUGAUCUUGGAUCUUCUCUAAGUGUUCUUAGAGUUCUUGGGGACAGUAGCCCUCAUCCUGGAGUAAGUUUCUGCCUUUGACCUGCAUGGAUUAUUUUUUCAGGCUGCGGAAUUUCUCAGCACCUACCUGUAGUGUGGGGCACUUGGUUUGGUUGCAGAGUAAGAAGGUGGAAGAAUGAGCUGUACUUGGUUAAGCAGUUGAAACGUUUUUUGAGCAGGAUCUGUAAAAGCAUAAUUGAAAUUGUUUCACCCCCGUGGAUUCCAGUGGGCCCGACAGCGCAACAGGUUUGCAGAUUUCUUUUGAAAUUCUUUUUUUUUUACCCCUCCCUCUGCCUCGGCAAAAGAAAAGAAUCUAUAUAACAGGUUCAUGUUCAAUUGCUUGACUUUUCAGCGCUUAUUCUGAAGACUUUAUAAGAUUUUAAACUUGACCUCAGAACACAGUGGGCAGUGUGGGUGAAGUGCGUUUAUACUUACUUAAGGGUGCACGUUUUAAAAUCUUAAUCCGUGUUUGUACAAAGACCCAAAUUGUCAUAUGUGUCUAGAAAUACCACAGGUCUGCUGUACUCAGGCUUAUUUGUAUUUUUUCAGGGUGUUCUACUUAGAGCCUGUGACUGAUCACCUCACUGCUCCCCCUGUCUUUUAUUCCCCACCCCCUCAAGGAAUUUGAAAACGUGUUAGAAACAGUCCUUUGUUUUUCUCAUGACCCUAGAAAAUUGCAGAUUAUAAGAUCUGGAUGUUAAAGUACUUUCCAAAAGCAUCUCAUGGGAAAUCAAAGUGCUUGGCGUUCUCAAGCUGGAGAAUAAAAUCCGGAAUUCCUAAGAGCGAAAGGAAAAUGGAGAUAGAAAUAUAAUUUUUAGCUGGGAAAAAUAAUUGGGAAGCUUACUUUUUCAAAUACUCUAAUUAUGACAGUUGGAAAAGAUUGUGAUGCUCAGGAUUAUCCUGUAAUAUGUGAAGAUAUAUUAAAUUAGCACCUAAUUUAUAGGCAACUUUUGGUAAAACACACAAAAAGAUAGUAUGUCUUAAUUUAUGAAAAGUAUGUAAAUUCAAUGGGCCUAGAAUUUUGGCUACACUGAAGUACAGUUUAAUGUGGCAACUUUUCUAAAUAUGAUGUAGCAUCUUUGGACAUCCUCAAGGUGUGGCCUGAAAUUUUUAUUAUGUUCCUCCUUUUCCUCCAUUAAAAAAAAAUUCUCCCUGUGGUCUUUAGUCAUUUACCACUGAGAAAUUUUGUGGCUUAAAAAGUGCCAUCUCUUCGUUUUCUGAGCUGGAGUUCUUCACUCUCACCUUUGAUGCAUGAUCUUAAGCUGUUUACUUUGCCUUGUUUUGUUCAUGAACAUUGGGUUUAGUGCCUGGCAGCUUGAUGCAUAUGGAAGAGCAACACCAAGUGAGCUGACAUAAUAAAAAUUCACGAUGUGACAUUCAGUCUCAAGCGAAGUUGGAAAUUCCAAAGAGAAGUGGUGAUACCUUUACUAGUCAGAGUGAAGAUGGGAGAAAAUGACAUACCGGCAGCAGAAGUGGGGUGAAAACUGCCUCUUCUAUGCUCAAUCAGGAAUGCCACCUGUUCUUGGGAAUAUACUUUAGGAAAAGAAAGGGCCGAAACUACAACCUGGCUUUCUGAAACUGAAUCGUAAAUUCUCUUUUCCUCCAUUUGUCUGGAUCUGAGAGCCUGCAUUUGGUAUUAGCUAGUGGAAGCAGUAUGUAUGGCCAAAGUGCUUUGCUGCAGCUGGUAGCAUGAGUGGUGGCCACCAGCUGCAGCUGGCUGCCCUCUGGCCCUGGCUGCUGAUGGCUACCCUGCAGGCAGGCUUUGGACGCACAGGACUGGUACUGGCAGCAGCGGUGGAGUCGGAAAGAUCAGCAGAGCAGAAAGCUAUCAUCAGAGUGAUCCCCUUAAAAAUGGACCCCACGGGAAAACUGAAUCUCACUUUGGAAGGUGUGUUUGCUGGUGUUGCUGAGAUAACUCCAGCAGAAGGAAAAUUAAUGCAGUCCCACCCUCUGUACCUGUGCAAUGCCAGCGAUGAUGACAAUCUGGAGCCUGGAUUCAUCAGCAUCGUCAAGCUGGAGAGUCCCCGACGGGCCCCCCGCCCCUGCCUGUCCCUGGCCAGCAAGGCGCGGAUGGCGGGCGAGCGAGGAGCCAGUGCUGUCCUCUUCGACAUCACUGAGGAUCGAGCUGCCGCUGAGCAGCUGCAGCAGCCCCUGGGGCUGACUUGGCCAGUGGUGUUGAUCUGGGGUAAUGACGCUGAGAAGCUGAUGGAGUUUGUGUACAAGAACCGAAAGGCGCACGUGAGGAUCGAGCUGAAGGAGCCCCCGGCCUGGCCGGAUUAUGACGUGUGGAUCCUCCUGACGGUGGUGGGCACCAUCUUCGUGGUCAUCCUGGCUUCGGUGCUGCGCAUCCGGUGCCGUCCCUGCCGCAGCCGGCCGGAUCCCCUGCAGCAGCGAACAGCCUGGGCCAUCAGCCAGCUGGCCACCAGGAGGUACCAGGCCAGCUGCAGGAGGGCCCAGGUGGAGUGGCCAGACUCAGGUAGCAGCUGCAGCUCAGCCCCCAUGUGUGCCAUCUGCCUGGAGGAGUUCUCAGAGGGGCAGGAGCUACGGGUCAUUUCCUGCCUCCAUGAGUUCCAUCGUACCUGCGUGGACCCCUGGCUACAUCAGCACCGGACUUGCCCCCUCUGCAUGUUCAACAUCGUAGAGGGAGAUUCAUUUCCUCAGUCCCUGGGACCCUCUCGAUCUUACCAAGAACCAGGCCGGAGACUGCACCUCAUUCGCCAGCAUCCUGGCCAUGCCCACUACCACCUUCCUGCUGCCUACCUGUUGGGCCCUUCCCGGAGUGCAGUGGCUCGGCCCCCACGACCUGGUCCCUACCUACCAUCCCAGGAGCCAGGCAUGGGCGCUCGGCACCACCGCCUCCCCAGAGCUGCACAUGCCCGGGCUCCAGGCGAGCAGCAGCGCCUAGCAAUGGCCCAGCACCCCUAUGCACAGGGCUGGGGGCCGAGUCACCUCCGAUGUACCUCCCAGCACCCCGUGGCUUGCCCAGGGCCCCUGCGCCGGGCCAGACCUCACGACAGCAGUGGAUCUGGAGAAAGCUAUUGCACAGAACGCAGUGGAUACCUGGCAGACGGGCCAGCCAGUGACUCCAGCUCAGGGCCCUGUCAUGGCUCUUCCAGUGACUCAGUGGUCAACUGCACAGACAUCAGCCUGCAAGGCAUCCAUGGCAGCAGUUCAACUUUCCGCAGCUCCCUGAGCAGUGACUUUGACCCCCUGGUGUACUGCAGCCCUGAAGGGGAUCCACAGGGGGAGGAGAUGCAGCCCAGCGUAACCUCUCGGCCCCGUUCCCUGGACUCAGUGGUGCCCAUGGGGGAAACCGAGGUUUCCAGCCAUGUCCACUACCACCGGCACCGGCACCACCACUACAAAAAGCGGUUCCAGUGGCAUGGCAGGAAGCCUUGCCCAGAAACUGGGGUCCUGCAGUCCAGGCCUGCUGUUCCUCGGACACAGCCCCAGCCAGAGCCACCUUCUCCUGAUCAACAAGUCAUCAGAUCCAGCCCAGCAGCCCCUUCAGGGCAGCUCCCCAACCCACCAUGGCCCAGGGCCCUCCCUGAGCCUGCCCCUGGCCCAGCUGAAGCCUCCAGCCCCUGCCCCAGUCCCAGUAGUCUCUUCAACUUACAGAAAUCCAGCCUCUCUGCCCGACACCCGCAGAGGAAACGGCGGGGGGGUCUCUCAGAGCCCACCCCAGCCUCUCGGCCCCAGGACUUGACUGUGCACCCAGCUUGCCAGAUGUUUCCCCAUUAUAGCCCCACCCUGGCCUAUUCCUGGUCCCCAGAGGCCCACCCAUUGAUCUUCGGACCUCCGGGCCUGGAUGGGAGGCUGCUACCAGAAACUCCAGGCCCCUGUUACUCAAAUUCACAGCCAGUGUGGCUGUGUCUGACUCCACGCCGGCCCCUGGGACCACACCCGCCUGGGGAAGGGCCUUCUGAAUGGAGUUCUGACAACCCAGCGGGCGGGCCAUGCCCUCACCCACACUGCCAGGUGCUGCCAGCCCAGCCUGGCUCAGAGGAGGAGCUCGAGGAGCUGUGUGAACAGGCUGUGUGAGAUGCUCAGGCCUAGCUCCAACCAAGAGUGUGCUCCAGAUGCCUUUGGGCCCUACCUGGUAGAGUCCUGCUCCUGGGAGAAGAAAGGACCUUGGCAAACACCUGUCUUUUUGCCACACUUUCUGGAAGCACUGGAAGAGGAGUGGUGACGGUGGGGGGCGGGAGGUGCUGUUUCCUGCUCCCAGCUCUAGACCUUGUCUGCAGAACACAUCUGCAGUGCAACAAGUCUGUGUCCAGCCAGGCAAGCAGCUACUGCCUGUGUGCACGUGUGGGCUGGAUCCCUUGAAGGCUGAGUUUUUUGAGGGCAGAAAGCUUGGUAUAGGGAACUAGGUAUUAAGAGGUGCUGCUCCUUCUCCCAGCCCUACUAGGUCUCCCUUGCCCCAGGCCUCAUGUUCAUACCAGCCAAUGGGUUCAGCGGAAUGCAUGAUCCCUUAUCACCUCCUUCUUCAGCUGAGCUCUGCACACCGGCUUUGCCCCCUCCACAGUAAAGCUGCUACAUCAGGGGCAGCCCCAGCUCUAUCAUUUUCCUUCUUUGCCAAAAGGACCAGGAGCGUAGGUGAGCCCUGACCCCUAAAUAAAGGGAUCUCUGAAGCUUUUUCAGGCAGUACCUGCCCUGAUGCAUAAUGGAGGAUGUUUCCCCCUUCUUGUCCUUAAAUGGUUCUGAAAUUGUCAGAGCCACUAUAUUAAGUCAGAGCGGAGCCUCUGGGAAGCCAAGGUGUGGAGUUCUAUCCCUGAGGGGGGGGUCCAGCCGCUGAUCUUCAAACUCCCUGGUGACUCCAGCAGCCCCAGUUUCUCUGGGGGUUGGGAGUGGGGAUAGUGAGUAAGAAGAAACUCCUCCUUGAAGGUCUCCUGUAUCAAAGUCCCAAAGGAGAGAAUUUCUGCUGGACUUCAUCAGGGAAGAGGGAGGAUGGAAUGAAGGUAGAAAAGGCAGAAUUACAGCUGAGUGAGGACAACAAAGAGUUCUUCUCUAGGAGAAGUUUUGUCUCAGAGCAGAGAUGGAAAACAAAGGAAAAACAAAGUGUGACCCUUGGGUCUGGAGGGUCCAGAAGCCCAGCUCCCCAGUGUAAGCCAAACAGGCCUGGGACCCACAGGAGGGUGUGUGCAUGCGACAGUGUAGUUGGAGCAGGAAGUCUGGGCCAAGCAGCUUAUAUACCAAGUGGGCAAGGGCUGAGGGGCCUUCAAAGGGUGACAUUCACCCCAGGGCAGCCUGACCAUUGCUGGCCCCUCAGGCAUUAUCCCAUUUGGAAUGUGAAUGUGGGGGCAAAGUGGACACAGCACCCCAUUUGGGAAUCUUCUUCCCUCCGGCGGUGGGGAGAAUAGCACCUGAGCACCCACAUGGGUAUUUAUAUCUGAAGCAGACAGAAAGACGCUUGAAUCAGGCACUAUGUUGAAAAAUGUAUUUAUUUGCUAAUAUAUUUAUCCAUAAAUGCA
This is a messenger RNA of Lemur catta (Ring-tailed lemur), 5823 nucleotides long. RefSeq names its product ring finger protein 43 (gene RNF43). Gene Ontology annotation, biological process: ubiquitin-dependent protein catabolic process; Wnt receptor catabolic process. The record is from RefSeq and is a predicted model, not a curated record. Bases 2042 to 4393 code for a protein of 783 amino acids. NCBI's taxonomy places the organism in Eukaryota, Metazoa, Chordata, Mammalia, Primates, Lemuridae. Gene Ontology annotation, molecular function: ubiquitin protein ligase activity; frizzled binding. The transcript has 9 exons.